Myripristis murdjan (pinecone soldierfish) is the source of this 2615-nucleotide messenger RNA. RefSeq names its product ST6 (alpha-N-acetyl-neuraminyl-2,3-beta-galactosyl-1,3)-N-acetylgalactosaminide alpha-2,6-sialyltransferase 4 (gene st6galnac4). Gene Ontology annotation, molecular function: alpha-N-acetylgalactosaminide alpha-2,6-sialyltransferase activity. The record is from RefSeq and is a predicted model, not a curated record. NCBI's taxonomy places the organism in Eukaryota, Metazoa, Chordata, Actinopteri, Holocentriformes, Holocentridae. Gene Ontology annotation, biological process: ganglioside biosynthetic process; oligosaccharide metabolic process. Bases 439 to 1299 code for a protein of 286 amino acids. The transcript has 5 exons.
CGCACGUCUAACCGUCCUCUCGCUUUCCGUUAAGCCCAGGAAAUGGACGGAGGCGAUGGAGGUAAACAAAUCACGCUCGCCGCUCACCGUAUCAGACAAUAGAUAAAAAAACAAAGAUUUACCCAAGUGAUUUUGUAUUUUAACCACGGAAGGGAGGUGUUGACUUGUUGAUAAGGCGGUAGUUCACCCGUUUCCAGCCUGUGAGGAGGACUAUCAUGUAAACCGACAGAGAGAGAGAGAGAGUUGUAAGUCGAAAAGCUCCGAAGAAAUCAUCGUAAACAUCCUCUUAACAUCUUAAAAUAUGAAACUCCGAGGUAGCUAGGCAAAUAUGGAGGCGGUCGAUCCAUUUCUGUGUUUCUCAAAUCUAUCUGUCUUUCUGGAGUGACACAUGAUGAGAGUCGCCGGGCUCUGGACAAGGGGCUUCCCAAACGCUGUGAUAUGAACAGUCUGAGGGUCCUCUGGGUCUUUGUGCUCAGCGCCUGCCUCUGCCUGUUGUUAUGGUGCAGACAUGUGAUCAGGUCGAACGGAUCCUCGGCGCUGCGCAGCUCCGGCCUCCGGGGCUACAGCCGGAUCUCUGCCGGCAGGACCAACCAGCUCCUGGACACGCACUGCAGCGAGUGUGCCUUAGUGUCCAGCUCAGGCCAGAUGCUCGGAGCUGGCACCGGAGAGGAGAUCGACAGGACCGGGUGUGUGAUCCGUAUGAACAACGCACCCACACGGGGAUAUGAGGCGGAUGUGGGGAGUCGCACUAGUGUUCGCGUUGUGUCUCACACCAGUGUUCCCCUGUUGCUGAGAAAUGAGCGAUAUUACUUCCAGGACUCGGCGGACACCACGUAUGUGUUUUGGGGUCCUGAAAGGAACAUGAGGCAAGACGGGAAGGGACACAUCUUCAAUGUUCUCCUGAAAAUAGCAUCCAAGUAUCCAAAUGUGAAGAUCUAUGCUGUGACCAGAGAGAAGAUUCAGUAUUGUGAUAGGGUAUUUCAGAAUGAAACUGGAAAAAACAGAAUGAAGACAGGGGCAUUUCUCAGCACUGGUUUCUUCACAAUGAUUCUGGCCAUGGACAUGUGUGACAGUAUUCAUGUGUAUGGGAUGAUUGAUGAUAACUACUGCAGUCGAGCCAAUCACAGUGUUGUUCCAUACCAUUACUAUGAGAAGAACCGAAUUGAUGAAUGCAGAAUGUACAAGGUCCAUGAGCACACGCGACGCGGCGGCCAUCGCUUCAUCACUGAGAAGGCCAUCUACGCCAAAUGGGCAACACGCCACAAGAUGGAGUUUAAACACCCGUCUUGGAGCCGGUAGGAAAGGAGAGACUCAAACCCCAAAGGCUGUUCCUCAAACUCUUUUGGCAAGGACAUUCACUUUUGCUGGCUAUAGAUCCUCUUUUUCUCAGUUGUAGAAGAGCACCAACUCCAGCAUCUACUGGGCACUGUUACUGGUCGGACUUUAAAAUCCACUCACUCAGCACUUUAACUGGACAAACUGCUUUUUCAGGUAGAAGAGAGCUUGGCUGGACACUGGCCACACAGAGUUACCGAUGAAAAUGAAAGCCAAAUUUACCAACAUUUCACAAGUGACUAGUUGUAAUUUACUACCAUUAGUAUUACUCCGUUGUGUAUUACUGUAUCAGUAUAUGUAUGGAUAAAACCCAUUACCCAGGCAGUGCUAAAAUCAGAUUAUACCAAAGCUAUCACAUUAUUUUUUUAACGAAUGUGCCUUCAUUUUAAUUUAGUCUGUUUGUUGCAUAGUUUUGUUUAUACCACAGUCAUAUUGUGUAAGUUGAAUGUAAAAGCUACAAUAUGCAGCUGUUGUCCUUUGAGGUAUGAAGUGUAUCAUUAGAACCACUUUAAUCUAGUAUACAGUUUACCAUUAUUUUAAUGUAACAAAAAAGUUGCAUAUUGAAACUUUAGGCCAAUUAUUUAACAUUGUUACAGCUGGUUACAACCUGCCAAGGCUUGAAGUAGUUAUGUGCUUUAAAAAUGAGGAAAUGUGAUAUGCACUGCUGCAGUGAUAUUUCAGUAAUGAGCGGAGUGUGAUUCCAGCUCAACAGCGAUCAUAAAGUUUGCAGUUGUCACAUGUGGCAUCCUAGUACUCUGUUGGGAGAAAAGUCUCCAGCAUGUUGUGGUCAAACAUGUCUUUAUGUCUUGUUUUAAUUUUUGUAUCAACCAUUUAUUUAAUUGACCCAGGACAACAAACAUAAGAAAACAAGUUUAAACAUUUCUAGUGGCAGUCAUGAUCUCUGGUACAUAGAUUUGCUACUUCACAACUGCUGUUUUGACUAGAAAUUGCACCUGAUUUCCUCUGCCACAUUAAUUUUUUAGACAAACUUAAAGAAGAUGGUAUCGGAUAGCAUUGAUAUAUGCUUAAUAAUCGAUUUGAUCACUAUCUGCCAUGUUUACUAUGUAACAUAUAUGUGCAUUGCUGCCUAUUUACAGUGAAAUGUAUAGCACUGCCUUUUGAGUUGCAUCAUGCUUAUUUUGUGACUAAUUCCAAAGAUGUUAAUAAUGUUUGCACUACUGAAUGAACUACUGACUCGCAAAACAUUUUACCCUUAAUGUGUAUUUCAAAUAGCCCAUGAAUUGUCUACCUGAAAAAGUAUUAUAAAUAAAUUUGAUUUA